This is a messenger RNA of Peromyscus leucopus (white-footed mouse), 780 nucleotides long. RefSeq names its product lactalbumin alpha (gene Lalba). Lineage: Eukaryota; Metazoa; Chordata; Mammalia; Rodentia; Cricetidae. The transcript is spliced from 4 exons. The record is from RefSeq and is a predicted model, not a curated record. Gene Ontology annotation, molecular function: lactose synthase activity; calcium ion binding. The coding region runs from base 98 to 526 and encodes 142 amino acids. Gene Ontology annotation, biological process: lactose biosynthetic process.
UGUCAGACCUGGUGCCAGGGAUCUGGAGGCUUCCUUCAUAAAUAAAAGCAGGUGGAGCUGAGUCCUGUCCACAUUUCAAGAUUCAGGUGCAGCCAAAAUGAUGGGUUUCAUUCCUUUGUUCCUGGUGUACAUUUUGUUCCCUGCCGUUCAAGCCACACAACUCACCAAAUGUGAGGUGUACCAGGCCGUGGAAGACAUGGAUGGCCAUCAAGGCAUUACGGCACUUGAAUGGACCUGCGUUAUAUUUCAUAGCAGUGGUUUCAACACAGAAGCUACGGUCAGAAACAACGGCAGCACAGAGUACGGCCUCUUCCAGAUCAGUAACAAACACUGGUGCAAGAGCAGCGAGGUCCCCGAGUCAGAGAACAUCUGCGGCACUUCCUGUGACAAUUUCCUGGAUGACAACCUUACCGAUGACAAAAAGUGUGCCAAGAAGAUCCUGGCUAUCAAAGGAAUCGACUACUGGUUGGCACACAAGCCACUGUGCUCUGAGAGGCUGGAACAGUGGCGCUGUAAGAAGCUGUGAGCUCCUGAUGUCCUCGUCGCUCCAGUGUCCUCAUCUCUCCCUAUGUCCUCGUCGAUCCUGAUGUCCUCGUCGUCGUCGUCGUCGUCGUCUUCGUCGUCGUCGUCGUCGCUCCCGCCCCAAGUUCUUGAACGGCUCUUCUUGGCUACCUCAGUUCAGCUCUUUUCAUCACCAUGAAGAUGCCCCGUCUCUGAGCCCUGUACCCUGUAGUGACACCGCUGGACUCUUGAGGACUUUUGUCAAAGUGUGUGUGUGGC